Molecule: messenger RNA, 2333 nt
Organism: Strongylocentrotus purpuratus (purple sea urchin)
Lineage: Eukaryota; Metazoa; Echinodermata; Echinoidea; Camarodonta; Strongylocentrotidae
Product: rRNA N6-adenosine-methyltransferase ZCCHC4
Exons: 12
Coding region: 157-2133 (658 amino acids)
Biological process (GO): rRNA methylation
Cellular component (GO): nucleolus; cytoplasm
Molecular function (GO): rRNA (adenine-N6-)-methyltransferase activity
Source: RefSeq, a predicted model, not a curated record
GACGCCGUAUCAAUUCAAAUUUGCACGGCGGAUGGGGUUAAAAAGCGUGAAUGAAUGAACGCUGAGAGUUGGCUUAAUUCAUAUUGUUCAGUCGCAGAUAACAAGAUAAAAAGAAAAAUAUAGAAUUUGAAAACCAUUCUAAACAACAAAAGCAGGAUGUGUGCUGCCGUUUCUUCGAGUCAUUGCGGAAUAGAUGUCUGCGUUGAUGAAGAUGUGUUGAGCAAAGCACCGCACUGUCCACACGGACCAACCCUUCUGUUUGAGCGUUUCACCCCAGGCAAGGACACAAGCCAACGCUACUAUGCCUGCUCGGCCUGCAGAGAUAGGAAGGACUGUGGGUUCUUCCAGCUCCACACCAAUGCUGAGAUCGUCUCAGACUUCAAGCAGCAGAUGAGAGAGGAGUACAACCGCUCCAGACAACCCUGGAAACGGCAGGAGGAUUAUUACCAAAGAUUCAUCACAACAGAGAGCCUUGCUGAGGAUGAGAGAACAUUCUGUUAUGAUUGCCAGCUGCUCAUCCUACCAGAUGAACAGCCUGAUCACAUAAAACAUCGCACCAAGAAGGGAAUCCCUAACCCAGACUUGGCAAAACCCAGCUAUCUGAUGGAGGCUAUUGAGAAUAACAAAACCAAUGCGCAAUACUUAUUUUCCACCAAGGCAGUGACAUUCUUCAUCCAAACAGUGAAAGCUCUGGGGUUCAAGAGAAUACUAUGUGUAGGUGUUCCAAGGACUGUAGUGCUACAUGAACAAAUCAUGGCCGAUACUUCAUCAGCUCUAGAGAGUCUGCUACUUGAUAUCGAUCACAGAUUUGGUCAGUUCUAUCCAUCUUCUCAGUUCUGCCGGUACAACAUGUUCAACCAUUACUUCCUGGAUGGUGCAGAGAGUCAGGAGAGAUGCAGGGAGUUCCUGACAAGAGACGAUGGUGAAGGUGUCGUCAUGAUAACGGACCCACCCUUUGGGGGCAUGGUGGAUGCCCUAGCGUCAGGGGUCAAAUGGAUCAUGGAGAUGUGGAGGUCAAAUGUCACACAUGUCAAUCGAUCGCUUCCUGUGAUGUGGAUAUUUCCAUAUUUCUUGGAGCACAGAAUCAUAGAGGGUCUACAAGGAUUUAAAAUGCUUGAUUAUAAGGUGGAUUACGACAACCAUCCUCUGUUUAAAGGAGGACCAGAUGCCAAGAAGAAAGGAUCACCGGUCAGGAUCUUUACCAACCUUGAUCCAGCUAAGAUAGAACUACCAACAUCUGAAGGAUACAGAUUAUGUAAGGAAUGCCAUCGCUAUGUAGCAGCCGAGAAUGUCCACUGCUCCAAGUGCCAGGAGUGCCCGUCUAAGAACGGUACAACAUACACCCACUGUGAGAUCUGCAACAAAUGUGUUAAGCCAUCCUUCAGCCACUGUACCAAGUGUAACAUGUGUGAGUUAGCGACUCAUGACUGCGGUAAGGUCCAAGCUGGUUGCCAUGUGUGUGGAGCUCUCGACCACAAGAGGAGAGACUGUCCAAAGAGAUCGUCGUCAUCAUCCAAAAAAAGAUCAUAUGAGGAGGCUGUUAGCAGUGAUGCCAGCAAGCUGUUGACAUGGACAAAGAGGAAGAAGAGGAAGAAUCCUGCACUGUCUUCGGUCCUGCGUCAUUUCAGACCGGUAGAAGAACAAGCUGUUGGGACUCCUCGGGCAGCGGUCCAUCCAACCAUCAGCAAACGUCCGGGUGAGAAUGGAGUCCAGUCUCCAGGAUCCAUCGGAAGCCCAUGUAUCAGUGCCACAGGGUCGUCACCACUGCAAUCGCUGCAGUUAACUCCCAUGACCAAAGGCAUUCAAAGUCCUGAAGAAGGCAUUGGAAGGACAGUUCAACCUGAUGACUCUACGCAGGAAUCACCAUGUCCGUCCAAAGUUGAUGGUAACGAUAACAUCCUUGAAGGAUCCAUGGACGGGUCGGGAUUCAGCACAGAGAGCAGUGUGGUCGAGAGCCCUCGUAGUUUACGAAAGGGACAGUCUUUAUCGAGUUUAAGUGGCAUCGGAACACAAGAUGUGAGGAAGGGAAGGGUUGAUGGGAAGAAGAUGUCUAAGCUGAAGAGUAAAAAGAAGAAGCUGAUGGAGAGGAUCGAGAAGUUGAGAAUGAAGAGAAAGAUUACAUUAAAACUAUGAAAUCUUAAAGGAAAAAUUGAUUUGAUUUGAUUCAAAUUUUCGGUUUCUGCCAAAUUUGGUUUCAUCCAGACAAUAUUUAGAACAUACAUUUUCAUAAGCAUAAGUAAAAUUCUGAUGCCAUAAAGAGAGGUGUUGUGGUCUGGUGGAUACGUCAUUGGUCCAUGGAUCACAGGGUUUGAGGUUCAAGUCCCGCUGUGGCA